Messenger RNA from Selaginella moellendorffii, 1256 nucleotides. RefSeq names its product alcohol dehydrogenase 1. The coding region runs from base 52 to 1191 and encodes 379 amino acids. Lineage: Eukaryota; Viridiplantae; Streptophyta; Lycopodiopsida; Selaginellales; Selaginellaceae. Gene Ontology annotation, cellular component: cytosol. Gene Ontology annotation, biological process: formaldehyde catabolic process. The record is from RefSeq and is a predicted model, not a curated record. Gene Ontology annotation, molecular function: zinc ion binding; S-(hydroxymethyl)glutathione dehydrogenase [NAD(P)+] activity. The transcript is spliced from 10 exons.
GGCUCUAUCAAAAAAGUUCAUCGUUCUGUUCAUUCGAAAUACAAGCACGCCAUGGAAAGCGAAGGAAAGAUGAUCGCUUGCUAUGCUGCUGUGGCUCAUGGAGCUGGGAAGCCGAUGGUCAUCGAGAAGAUCCAGGUUGCGCCACCGGGAUCGACCGAAGUUCGUCUUAAAAUCGUCCACACCUCUCUGUGCCGCACAGACAUCACCCUCUGGAAGAAUGGCAACAUAUUCCCUCGCAUUUUCGGUCACGAAGCAGCUGGAAUUGUUGAGAGCAUAGGCAAAGAUGUGAAGGGUGUUCAACCAGGAGAUCACGCACUCACACUGUUCACGGGAGAGUGCAAAGAGUGUGACUACUGCAAAUCCGGGAAGACCAACGUUUGCCAAAAGUAUGGAAUCGAUCCGGAGAGAGGGGUGAUGGUGAGCGACGGUAAGAGCAGAUUUCUUACAGAGGAUGGCAAGACUAUAUACCACUUUUUGGGAACUUCAACCUUUAGCCAGUACACUGUUGUGGAUCAAGCUUGCAUUUGUGUUGUAAAUAAGGACGCUCCUCUCGAGAAGAUUUGUCUACUCAGCUGUGGUGUCACUACAGGUGUUGGUGCUGCGACAAAAGCUGCGAAAGUAGAGAAAGGAUCCACAGUAGCAAUUUUUGGUCUCGGAACUAUUGGAUUUGCUGCUGCACAAGGUGCUAAGAUUGCUGGUGCCUCGCGCAUUAUUGGCAUAGAUAUAAAUCCUUCAAAGCUGGAAGAAGGAAAGGCGAAGUUUGGCUUGACGGAUGCGAUCAAUCCAAAAGACCAUGACAAACCAGUGCAAGAGGUGAUUCGAGAAAUGACCAAUGGAGGAGCUGAUUACACCAUCGAGUGCGUUGGGAAUGUAAAUCUCAUUCGUGAUGCUGUGGAGAGCGCUCAUGAGGGCUGGGGAGUCACUGUUGCGGCGGGUUUAGACGAAAGCACCAAAGUCCUGACCGUGAGUCCCAAAAAUUUCCUCUUUGGACGCUGGCUCACGGGAACGUGGUUUGGGGGCUACAAAGGAAGGUCGGAGCUCAAUCAACUAGUGGAAAAGUACAUGAACAAGGAGCUAAACCUCGAUGAUUUUAUCACACACAAGCUUCCAUUGGCCAAAGUUAACGACGCUGUGACUCUUAUGGAGGAGGGGAAGUGUUUGAGAUGCGUGCUCGACGCAAAUGCCGUGUAAAAAAUCUUUGUAUAGACAUUGACAUUGCGAUUUUAAUAAUUCGUGGUUUAACAGCACGUUUAACA